AUGACGUGGCGUUGGGACACGUGGUCGAUUAGUAUUCCGUGCGGCUCGAGGGUGAUCUUAGUUAUUAUCCUGCCUUGUGUGCUGAUGGCGUCGAGUCCACCUGGCCCCCGAAAUCGGCUGACUCUAACCUCCGUGGCGCAUGUAGCAUUUCUGAUCGCAUUAACCCUUAAUCCUCUCAGCGUUUACGCGGCCGCAGGCGCCGAUUUAGAGACACUGACAGCCGAUGCGGGCGACUUAAAGGCGCGUAGUGCGGGCAGCGGCGGCUGGCAGAGGAAGCAACUGCUCGACGCGGAUCGCGAUGUCGGCGCGCUCUCGCUGCCACUGCGCGGCGUUGCGACGAAAGCUUGUAACACCGCAGAACAGGCGUCUCACCCGAGUGCAUUGGACGAUACCAGCAGCGUGUUUCACGGUAACAGCCGGAGCGAUGCUCGCGGUAGCGGCAAGAGUGGCAUUAGCAACGACGGCAGCAGCGGCGUUAGCAGCGGCGGCAAGCCGCAGUGGCCGAACCGGCCACACGUGUUCGACCUGGCGGACUUUGGCGGCGUGGGGGACGGCGCGACGGACAACACGCGCGCGCUGCAGAACGCCGUGUACGCCGUGAGCGGCGUGGCGGACAAGGGCGGCGGGCAGCUGUACGUGCCGCCCGGCGUGUACGUGACGGGCAGCGUCAACCUCACCUCCGCCAUGACGCUCUUCCUCGCGCGCGGCGCCACCAUCCGCGGCAACCCGGACCCAUCACUGUGGCCGGUGAUACCAGCGCUGCCAUCGUACGGGCGCGGAAGAGAGAUGCCCGGGCCGCGCUACAGCAGUCUGCUGCACUGCCACAACCUCACAGACGUCGUCAUCACCGGCGACCACGGGGUGAUCGACGGGGGAGGGGCGGAGUGGUGGGCGAGGAAGCGAGGGGGGGUGCUGCAGCACUCGCGGGGGGCGGUGGUGGAGGCGCUGUGGAGCUCUGCUGUCACCAUCGCCAAUGUCACUCUCGCUAAUGCACCCGCCUGGGCGCUGCACCCCGUCUACUGCACUCACGUGCAGGUGUCCAACGUGACUAUCACCGCGCCUCCUGACUCGCCCAACACCAUCGGGAUUGUCGUCGACUCCAGUGAGGAUGUGCUUAUAGAGGGCGUGACGGUAACCACCGGAGGGGGCGGCAUCAGCAUAAAGAGUGGGUGGGACGAGUAUGGGCUGGCGUUCGCCCGCCCCUCCCACGCCGUCACCAUUCUGCAUUCCCACAUCCAGACGCCGCUCGCCGCCGCCCUUUCCAUCGGCAGCGAGAUGUCGGGCGGCGUGCACUCGCUUCGCUUUCACCACCUGUCAGUCUCCCACUCGCUCGCAGCCUUCCACCUGCGCACUGCGCCUGGGCGAGGGGGGUACAUCCGAGACGUGCUAGUGCAGGACGUGACUAUGGUGAACGUGACUGUAGCACUGGCCUUCCUCCCAACGUGCAGCAGCCACCCAGAUGACCGCUUUGACCCAUCAGCUCUGCCGCGCGUGACCAACAUCUCCUUUGCCUCCAUCUCUGGCUCGCUCAUUUCUCAAGCCGGCAGCCUCGUCGGCCUGCCUGCAUCCCCGUUUAAGGGUGUUUCGUUAUCGGAUAUAAACCUGCAGCUGGUGGAGGGCGGCAAGGGCUUUAAGUGCCAGGAUGUGGAAGGACACGCGAGGAAUGUGACCCCUGCCAUCUGCCCCGAGCUGUCCCCUUCAGAAGCUGACCCACUGAAGUGUAGAGGAUGCUCUUCUGUCAGGGGGAUUCAUGACCGGUAA
Closterium sp. Yama58-4 is the source of this 1761-nucleotide messenger RNA. NCBI's taxonomy places the organism in Eukaryota, Viridiplantae, Streptophyta, Zygnematophyceae, Desmidiales, Closteriaceae. The record is from the annotation of a GenBank genome assembly.